Molecule: messenger RNA, 15678 nt
Organism: Bombus pyrosoma
Lineage: Eukaryota; Metazoa; Arthropoda; Insecta; Hymenoptera; Apidae
Product: proline-rich nuclear receptor coactivator 2-like
Exons: 2
Coding region: 906-1310 (134 amino acids)
Cellular component (GO): nucleus
Source: RefSeq, a predicted model, not a curated record
AGAGAGAGAAUGGGAGAAGGAUCGUGCUUACGAGCACAUAGUUUACGAGUUCGAUCGCAGUACAUAUCCGGUUUCAGCGAGUGUUUAGUGUUAAUUGGCGAAAUGAUGAAUAUGAGCUUAAAAGUGAAACAAAGGCAGAGAGAGGAAGGAAAAAAAGCGUAAAAAGAGAGGCAGAAAUUUGACAGGCGUUGCUGAACACGGAUAUGAUAAAAUAUCAGUUUUUAAAAUAGAAUGAACGUCGUUUGAGUGCGCGUACAUAUACAGAACGUACGAGAUAUUGCUGAUAAAAGUUAAUUUCACGUUUUAUGAACAUAUGUGUACAUGCGCAUGCGCGUUGCGAAGGUACGAAUACGUAGAAUUUCGCUGUCGAACGGUGAUCAUAUUGUGAAAAAUCCGUGCGGAAUAGCGAAAACAAACAACUCGUGUCCGCCAUAUUGUGCCUCUCCAGCUACGUUAAAAAAAGGAAGUGAGAGUGUGAGAGUGAGAGAGAGGGAGAGAAAGAGAGGAAGGAAGAGAGAGAAAGAGUGAGUGAGUGAGAAUUUCGGGGAGCGACGCGUGUGAUUUUUAUUUGGUGAGGAAGAAAAAAAGUGUAAGCAGAGGUGACCAACGGUCACCGAAUGUGGUCAAAUUCGCAAAAUACACGAAUAGGGAGGACUGCGAGAGAACUCGAAGUAAGAGAGGCGAGGUAGCAUUGUGCUCAGAAGGAGGUUCGUAGGGUACCCCACCAUUUAUUCCCCCUACCCUUUUGCCCUGGAUCCCGAGAUUAUUGCGCAGUUAGAAAAUUCAUUGAAUAUAAAGACCGCCGAAAACUUGGUUGCAUCUUUAGAAAGUGGCCCGCGGACAUCAUAUGACGGGUUGGUUGACUUUGUGAGUGAUAGAAAGGACGAAAGUAUUAUAAAGAAGCCAUGACGAAUUCGGUACCGAAAUUGAAGAACAAAGUAGACCGGCAGGGUUCGCCGAAUGUCGGUGUGGAACGAUAUCAUCACCGUUCAAGUGCAAUCAAAUCGUCAACAUUUUUCCACAACAGUGGAAGAUCUCAUGGCAGAAAUUCAACCGGCAGACUAUCCUGCAGCCCACACGGUUUGUCAAAGGGUUCAAGAACUUCGCCGUUGCGAUGUGAGUACAGUCCGCGCGGCAGUCCAACAAACAGUUUCUAUGCGGGUGCAAAGUUUUCUGAACCGCCAUCUCCUGCGAGCCUUCCGAAACCGCCGAGCCAUUGGACUACGAGACUGAUGAGCAGUUGUCAACAAUCCGACAGGAGUUGCGAUAUUUCAAAUCAUCUAAAGAUGAUACUAAACGUCCAAGCCUGAUACCUAAAGACCAACAAACCGCAAAAAACGGUUACCAGCUCCUAAAAGCGAAGAGACAGGUACGAUAUUAUCGUUCUCCUACUCUUGGAUUUAAGGAUGUAUUUUUUCUCUUGUAUGUGAUGUCAAGCUGUUCGUUUUAAACAUAACAAACAAAAAAACAGAAGUGUUUAUAACUGCGCGAUAACACAAUCUCUUAAGAACUAUACGCGAUUAAUAUUGCAACAAGAAAAACAGGGCACCAGCGUCUUCAGUUUCAUGGUAUCAGAUGCUGAGCGGAUGAAGAAAAAACAAACCAGGAUUCGUUGCUUAAAACUAUACAAAACAUAUAAACAUUGAGUAUGAAAGACGCAGGUGCGUCUGCCGUGAACCAUGAUUCAAGUAUAUGGUAACUUGUAACAAUUCUAUUAUGCGCCGUCUAUGAAGAUAUAAACGUAUGUAUUUUAGAUUAUUAUUAUAUAUGAUUAACUUGCAGAGACGCAUACACAUACACAAAUACACAAACACUAUUAUAUUAUUUGUUUGACGAAAUGGUACGAAGACAUAGGCAAAGCUGCAUUAGCUAUUUUUAGAAACAAUAGCUAUAUACUCUUUAUUUUUCUUUUUUUUUUUUUAAUCAAAAUUGCUACAUCCUAGCACUGUUGAUUAUUGACAGUAUGUUUUAUUCUUUUUUCAAUUGCAACCCGGAAUUCUUUCCAAAAUAGUUAUUUAAAUCUUCACACAAGAUGUAUGCUAAUUGCUUUUUUCCCUCAUUGAAAGAUACUUUAUAUUUACAACAUAAGUGGUAAACUUUAAGUAUUAUAUAUAUUCAUCUACUGCUCUUUAGCAUAAACCUAAGUAUCGAUUAAGUGUAUAUCAGACUAAUUAUUAUUCCUAUGUGUAACUGCUUGCCUCCCAGGUUCAGUUAAGUUGUCAAUAGUUUUGGUAGAAUCCAAUGUUCAAUGAAUCAUAAGGACUUAAUCAAAUUAUCCUUGAAAGAUUUAUCAGAGCAUAAUUUUUUGGUUUCAAUUUAUCUUCUUUUACCAUCGAAGAUAUUCUUACUCGUUUUGCAGCUUUGCAAUAGUUCUGCAAAGCAUUACAUAAGAUUUAAGUGACGUGUUUCCAGCGUGCAUACAGAUGAAAUCCCAUAAUUCAUCAAUGAAAAAAUGGGAUUAAAUUGUGUGAAUGAAUGAUAGUGAAAAUAAUCUGAUAUAUGCUUGAUGAAUGUUUAUUAAUUUUUGUUCUCUACUUUUCAGUAAAUCCGAGAUUAAGCAAUGCUUCUGCUUAAGUUAACAAAAUUUUUAUGGAGGUUUUCUUUAAAUGACAAAUUUAAUUUUUAUCUAAUAUAAAAAAUGUGGUCAGAAGCUUGUCAUAAGAUUUCAUUAUAAAGUGAAUUUUAUUUAAAUUUGAAAUUGGAUAUCAUUUAUUAUUUAAUACUGAAAUUAUGAGUUAACAAAAUUUUUUGGUUCAGUUCUAAACAUAUAUAUUUCAAAAGUAAAAUUUUUGCUGAUUUUAUACUGUUAUAAAUGAUUUUUUUUUCUUUCUAACGUUGCACUCGUUACAUGACAAAGAUAGUAACAAUGAUUUUUAAUUUUUCUUGCAUUUUUCUUUCUUUUUUAUUUUUUUUUUUUUUUUACCUAAAAUACGAUCAUAUAUUUAAUCAAGUAGACUGACCAAAUUAUUUGAAGUGGUGUUUUAACUAAUACGUUCUUUUCUUUUUAUCUAAAAGAAGGCAAUAUUUUUUCUUUUCUUUUUUUCCUUUUCUUAAAUUACGUUAGUUUCAUUUUUUCUUUAGUAAUUACUUUCUUUCUUCUUUCAUAAGUUUAAUUUUUAAGGUGAAUUACGAAGAUAGGUUUCGGUAUAUGUACAUGCAGAUCUCAAGAAAAAGCUACUGAGUGUAUCCAUACGUGUGAAUGUAUAUAUCCUGCGUGAAGGAGUGAGAGAGGAAGAGAGAAAUGUUGGCAAAAAUGUGCAAUUUCGAACUUUCAAUUACUUUCUCCAUCUUCGUAGUCUCGUAAGGCAAAACAAAUUUUUAAUCGUAUCUAUAGCGUCUAACAGCGGUAUGUCUCACGGAGUGAUUGACAGAAUUCUGAUGUAAAAUCGAGAGGAGUUUCAUUGGUUUUCGAAUUUAACAACGGUACUCAAUGAACACUAUCUCGAUUCGUUCUCUUUUUCCUUUUUGGGAAUCGUCGCUGUGUGGCGGUUCGCAGAAAGCGAAAGGGAGUUGCAGUUCCGAGAAAAAAGAAGGAAAGAAUUAUAUUAAUCAACAUCCGUCUUCAUUCCUCUUACUUUCAUAAGAAUUCGAUUAUUUGAUGGGUACAUAUAUCUUUCCAGUUAGAUUAGUUUCUUUGAAUUCGUCUCCCUUUCUUAAAAAUCGUAUUUGUUCAAGGUUCUUUGACAGUUUCAAAUUUCUGUUCGUCUAAGUUUCCAUAGAGAAAAAUAGUUUUUUUUAUGAUAGCACAUGUGUGAUAAGAUAAUAACUUGAAGAUAAACGAUGGUCGGCAUACUUGUUGCUAAAUAGUUUCUGCUCUCGACGGAAGAGGAAUUGUCGCAAUUGGUCAGAUGAAAAAACAAUCUAAAAUACAGAGAUAGAAACACAUCGAUACAGAAUCGUUAUUAUUGCAUACAUAGUUUUGUCACUAGCAAUAUACGCAUAAAUUCCAAAGAUUUUUUAAGUAAAUCUAUUUCUAUUGAGAAUCUUAGCUAAAAGAAAUACUUCGCCACGUUCGUUCGAUGUUUUUGAUUCGAAGAAGGGAAGUACAACGAUCUGUCUUAAACUGGUAGGAGAUUCCAGUAUUUGUCCAGUGAUUAUUAUUUUAUUAAUCGGCUUUAAAUUGUAUAUGUAUAAUUAUAUUAAGUGCGGUAUUCGACAGUUAAUUGUAAACACGUGCCAGAAUUCGAAUGGAAAAUUUUCAAAUUCGGUACCAGUUUUUUCUUAAGACCUCAUUGGGCGUGAAGUAAAACGAAUUAAGCACUGCCGUCCUGUGAGAAAUCGAUGGAAUGGAUUAGCUUUGAGCAUACGGAAAUUAUCGCACAGACGCGCAUCGUUUGCGAAUCGUGUAAAUAGACAGACGAGGGCUGAGAAAGAAGUUGUAGAUUUCAAACAACAUCUGUAAAUGUACUGUAAAAAAAAAAAAAAAGAGUGAGAGGAAUUAAUGUACAUACGGCGAAACAGAACGCAGACGGACGAUGUGUAUUAUGUAUAUCUCAUAUACAUAAAGGGUAAAUUAAUCGAAAUAUCUCGGUGGUAACGGCGUUUUGUUCCGUUCCGAUUGAGAGCAAAAAGCUUAAAAAAAGUUUGAAACUUUAAGUAACAGCAAUAUGCGUAAUUACCUGCUCGAGUCUCGGAGAAGUGCAAAAAAUAGUCAGUAUGUGCAAAAGUGAAACAUAAAAAAAAUACAGAAAACGUAAAAAAAAAAGUAAACAGUUGAAGGUUGCCAGACUCGGUUCAAGCGAUCUUUGAGGCGAACGAAAUGUAGUGAGAGAAGAAAGGGCGCUAUUGCGUGGUAAAAGUGAGAGGAAAUAUAUGAAAGAGGAAGAAACGGCGUCCGAGAAAAGAAAGCGACGCCAAAGAAAAAAGGGCACGAAUUACAAAGUGAAUAAUCAACCAAUCGAUAACAUUAAUUUAAAAGAUGAUAAGAAAUUAGCUGUGAUGAUGACUCUAUAGGUACUACUAAUUUUUAAUUGGUAAUUGAUCAACAUAUAUAUAUAUAUACACACACACACAUACAUAUAUAUAUUAUAUAUAUAUAUUAUAUAUAUUAUAUAUUAUAUGUAUAUGAUUAAACGAUAAGGUGGGAUAAUUUAAGGAACGUGCAAGUACGAUGAAUAUAUGAAAACAAGAUAAUUACCGCCUUUUUCGAGAGAGAAAAACGCAAAUGCCAUACGAGAGAAAUAUGAAACACACAUACACACUGUGUGUGAGUGGUAUAUCAAGUCGGAAGGAUAAGAGAACAUAAGUGAGAAAAGGAACAUGUUUUUCUUUGUCAUAAAAUGCGGUGUUUGCCGCGCAGUCCGACGUAUUGCUAUUAAUUAUCCAAAAAACUUAGUAAUUAGCGAUGUACGUGCGCGCGAUCGUGGAAUAUAAAUAAGAGUAAACCAAAACAAUGCUCGAAAGCAUAAUGCAAAAAGGGAAAUAGAAAAGUAAUGAAAAAUAAAAUAGUAGGGGUGCAAUGUUUUCGUGACAAGAGCAAAGAAAUUAAUAUUAUUUAGGAACUCUUUCGAGUACGUCCAUCUUGUGUGUCGUAAUCCACCUUCGUGACUUUAAGAUGAGAAUAUAGUUAGUAGUUCUAAUUAUAAGAGCCAACGAGAACUUGGGUCGUUUCGAAAAAUGGGAUCGAGGUCGGGCGGGAAUCUUAUGUUCGAACGCGUUUCCGGUCGGAGGGACGCGAGAACGUAGCCAGAUAUGCUUCUUUCCGUUUGAGGUUUACGCGAAUAUUUUCUACGCGAUGAAUUUAAAACGUGCAGUUUAAACGAAAAGAAGUUGCAAGCGUUUUUUAUAUUUCGUUUUCAAUUCGUUUUCAUUUUUAUGACAAAUGGUAGAAGUAGGGCAAGAAAUGCUGAUAACAACACGAAUAAUACGAGACGAUCCAUUCUCGACUGGCAUUUAUUGUGAUAUUGUAACGUACAAAAUCGUUCGUCGCGAGUUACACGAAAAAUCGAAGAAUAAUCAAUAAGACAAAAUUAAGAUUCUCGUGAAUGCUUCAUGGAUGUAUCACGUGUUCAUUUUGUAAAACAAGAUGCAAAAGAUACCACUCUUCGUGAAAAUUUUAGGGGUCUGUUUUUUGAGUUAGGGUAUAGCUAAUAAUUUUAAUGUCAAAGACAUUAUAGUUUUAUACUUAUUUGUAAGGAUAAAAUAAUACCUCCAGAUAUAUAUGUCUAACGAGAUUUGUGCAAAAAGGGAGCUUGAGUUGGAACACUUUAGGUUAAAAGUUUAUUUUUAAUUAUCUUUAUUUUGCCAGGAAUUUUCUAUGAAAUUCGUUUUCUGUAUAUAUCAUACUAUUAAGUUACUAAAAAAACUUUUCAAUGAAUAUUCACGAACAAAAGUUUCGUAGGAAGUAGACGACCGUCAUUCCUUAUAUGUUCACGCGAGUGUGGCAUCAUUGACUCCCCAUAUACACCGUGAUGCAUCCGUCGACGAACAUCAUGUGACAUACGAAUGCACGUAGAAAAUGGCUACGUGCCCUCGCAUGUCCUGUUUCAAUCUAUACACGUGUAUAUCUUUAUACCUUUUGAAUAAUUUCUUUCGCUGGUCUCUUUUGGAAAAAGGAAAGGGUUAACCGUAAUUAAUAAUUCUAAUUCUACUUUAAUUUCGCAUAACUCUAAUGUAGAGACACUAAACGUUAUGAGAAGGAAAAAGUAUAAUAAUUAUUGUACAGAAAAAGGAAACUCGUCGAAAUGGUAUAUUUGUUCGUUCCUUUGAUCAGUUCCUUGAAAGAAAUAUUUUUUUGAUUCGUCAUUGCAUCGUAUUAGGUGUGUUGUAUUUUUUUUGGAUAUGUAAAUUAGCUUUUGAGCUUCCAUGAAAACCGACGGAAUACCCCGUUCCUUCGGUAUGUUAUUAGAUUCUUCAGUGACGCAUAACAAGGAGAAGCACUCAUCCGAAUUCUUCCGAUCCAAAUUUCGUUUAUUUUUUCUUUUCUUUUUCCAGCUAAAUGUCGAAUUCUGGUUGUGGUUUCUUUAGAAGGUUCUUUUGCGCGUUCAACGGGUAUAUUUAAAUAUUAUUAAUUCAUUAGGCAAAUAAUUCGUUACUUUUCGAGAAAUGAACGUUACUUUUUUUCCAUAUUUCUCUUUUUUAAAAAUUAAGUUUUAAUUAGAUUAAUAAAGCUGUGCUCUUUUUCUCUUUUCUUUUUCUUUUCUUUCUUUCUUUUUUAUUUUUCUUUUUUUUUUUUUUUUUUAAAUUACAAGUCUAUGUAAUUUUAGGUUAAUGACUUCAGGAAGAACAUAUCAAUCGGUUGCUACUUAUUCUAUUUCCACGGUUCAUGAUUUACUUUGUUCUAUGUAGCUUUAUAAGUAAUUCGUUCCCAUGGGUGUGCGUAUGUUUUUGGUUUAGGGUGAAAUUUUAUGUACGUACAUGGAAAGAUCUUUUUCUAUUCAUGUUUUAGAGUUCUCUUCUUUCUUUUUGUCAUGUGUAUCUGAAAAAUUCUCACGUGCGAAAGUGAUGUUAAAGAGCAGAUGAAAACAAUGAAUCGAUACGAAUUUUUGCAUAUCCGUACUACUUCUCAUUAGGGAAAGAAUACCGGCGUACCAUUCUUAAAAAAGAAAAUUCGUAACUAAAACAAUGAAUCGAGGGGAAAAAAUGAGAAUGAACCCGCUUAUCGGAAUAAUUAAAGAAGAAACAUAUAAAAGAAAACAAAAUGGAACCAACGUCUUCGAACGACAACGUCAAACAAUAAGGAAAACGAACGAUGAAGUCGUGUGUCGUGCAUCGAAUCGUUUUAACCUCAAAAGUAUUUUGUCACGAGGUGAAUUCGAAGCGCGACAUCGUUUACCAAUAUACGAUGUAAUAUCGUUUUAAAAAAUUGAUCUUUUAUGCAAGAGAGUUAAAAUCAACAGCUCAUCGAUUUCAUACGAAGCACUGAUCAUUAUACAGGGACACAAAACACAGCCACACGAAACACUAUGUCGAUUAAUUAAUUAAGCCUUAAAUUUAGAAUUAAGUUGAGAAGCGUGAAAAACCAGAGAUAGGAAGAAAAAAGGGAGAGAGAGGGAGAAAAAUGAAAGAAAGCUCUGUCUUUUUGAAGCGCCAUGAUCAAUGACUAUAUAUUUGAAUCAAUAUAUUUCAAACACAUGCAUGAUUUUAGUCGGUAAAUCAAUUGAUGUUAUUAUUCUGAUCUAAAUCGUUGUUCCUCCUUUUCUCUUUCAUUUCAACUUCAUACAUAUAUCGUAUUCGGGGAUUGUUCGUGUUUCAUUUACAAUUUUUAAAUCAUUCUCGUUGAAAGAAUCGUUAAAAUUCGAGGCAUGCGCUUUGAUCUCAACCGUUCUUGCGAAAGAAACACUUUCUUUUCGUUUUAUUUCGAUACCAAGGGAAUCUAGUAUCGUAGAAUCACGUGGAAAUCAUUCGAAAUCAGUCAUUUUCAUUCGCUAUUCGAUAGUAAAGAAUUGGUAGAUUAAGUGUCGCUUUGCAUUCGAAUAGAGUUGCAUCGAAUUCGAGGCGACACUCUCUUCGAUAUCACCGAAUGAUAACGAAAGAAAAGAAAUAAAGAUCAUAUUAUCUGCGUGAUUCUACGACACGUAUUUAUAUAUCGAUCGAAAAAAAAGACAUUUUCGAAGAGCUAGACCAUUGUUAAGGAGAGUACGAUUUUUACCUACGGUAGCAAGGAGAAGUUUCUCGUAAUCUAUCGAUUGUUUACUCGUGUAAAUUCCAUAACGCAUCUCUGACGAGCCUGUCGAUGACAAUAUUUUUUAUCCUUCUUCCUGCUGCUGCUCGUGAAAGUCCAGCCGUACGUCAGCGCGAUGCGUGGUUACAAAACAUAUAUAACCUUAUUCUUUCUUUUUUUCUUUUCUCAUAUCUUAUUUCAGGAAACUAGUUUGAAGAAAAUAUAUAAUCGCAAAAAAUCACGAGGAUCAUGGUAUAAAUGACGCAAAACAAAUGGCAUGAAAUUAUUACGUAUUAUGAUAGAACAAGUAUCCGUAUCGUUCUGAUGUGCGGCUAUAUUAUUAAAUAGUAGGGAAAACGGAUUGGUCGCAAUGGCGGCAAGAAAGGAAAAACGCACUGACUAUUUUAGCGAAUCGAGAUUCGACCAUGUACCUUGAUAUAUACUUUGAGCGUGUUUUCAGAAAGUACGUGUGCGUCGGUGAUACCGUGUGUGUGUGUGUGUGUGAGAGAGAGAGAGAGAGAGAGAGAGAGCGAGAAUGCGAGAGUGUGCGUGUAUGCGAGCGUGCCAAAAGAAAAAUUGUGUGAGUUUAAGAACGUGCGAGACAGAAUAAAUAUAAAAAUAUAUAUAUUAAAUAUAUUAUAUACGAAACAGGAGGGAGAGACUCUCGCUCUUGAAGAAGAAAAGAAACGGACGCGUUUUAUCCUGUGCAUUGUUAACAUUGCGAACAUCGUUUAUGGUUAUAAUCAUUCGAACGAUUCGUAAAACGAAUAGUUUAAACAAAGAGAAGAAACGAGGAAAAAAUCAUAAAAGGGGUUUACCUGGAAGAACGCGUCCGUUUAACUUCUCUCGAUUUCUCGCACGUGCAGAGCGGUUCGUGCGUCAUUGUGCGGUCGAUACUAAGGAGAAAGCAAAUCAACACACACAUAUUAGCAUAUAACCGUGUAUGUGUGUAGUUCGAAGAAAGAAGCAUUUAAAAAGAUAGUCAUGCCAUCGCCCGCACGUGCGCGACAAUAAUUUUUCCUACGUAUAGCCGAUGUGCGAAGUAACUUUAGUUUCUUCCUUCUCCUUUUUGUUUCAAGACUCAACGAGGAGAAUAACGUUUGCGCGCUAAAUUCUGAAAUUCUGCAAGAUAGAAAUUUCCUGCAUAGGAAGUAAAAUUGUAUGCUACUCGUAUAGAAUACGUUUCGAAUCUAGUCAAAUUGCUACGUUGCUAAAUUAACGGGACUACUAGAUGUCCAUUCCAUGUUUGAUCGGCGGCCAUCUUGAGCCGUAGACCUAGUUUCCAUGCUACUCAGAUCACCAACGUAACUAACAGUAAAUUUUAACUAUAAGAGUAGAUCGACUCUAUGUAUUAUAAUUUGUUGUUGUUUAAUCGAUUGACUGCCUUUUUAUAUUUUAAUGAAUUUUACAACUAUAGCUACGAUCAGUAUUGUUUUAGUUUAUUAUAAAAAUUUAAGUAAUUUGAUGUAGUGACAGCUGCUCUUAUAGCUGAGUUACCGUUAUGCAAAGUAUGCAGCAGUCUCUCUAUCAUCUUUUGAAUGGAAUUUACAAGCGAUCGAAAUUCUUGAAGGAGGAGGAUUUUGAUCUUUUCCUUUCUUUUUCCAAGAUUUUGGGAACUAGUAUCGCAAAAGAAAUUGCUUAGAAGGUACAUAAGAAUAAAGAAGGUCUAACGAAAAUGACCUUUCUCUAUCGCGCAGAUGUUUCUCCUCCGUUUAAGAGUUGCGUCCUACAAACCAUGUGGCAUUUCUUCUUGGAAUGAUUUCUCUUACCUUCUUUUUUUUUCUUUUUUUUUUUGUCCUUUCGUAAGCUUACAAUUUUACAAUCGAGCAUCGCUGUACAGAGCAUUGUUCUACGAAACUCUGGUCUGCUUUAAACCGAAUGAAAAUGUAGAAGUAUCUAAAAAAAAAAAGCUAAAACGAACGAGGUACACUUGUAUGGUGCACCAAAGGGCACUAUUCGAGGAAGCUUGUACUUAAGGAACGACAGGUUUUUGUUUAUUCGCGUUGACGAGAAAUCUAAGAUUCUCUCGUGUUACUUUUUUUCGAAUUCAUCUUCUUGCUAACGGCAUUAAAAAAUAUAUUUUGAAUCUAGAAAAAAAAGAAAGAGCGACAAGCAUAAAAAAGAAAAGAAGCGAAAAAUCGAUGAAGUAUAUCGAUUAUCAACCUGUCGUCUUCGAGAGUAUAAGCUUCGCGAGUUCGGUAAGAUUAUACAAAAAACAAAAAAACACAGAAGAUCAGAACUUUUGUUCUGUCGUUCCCCAACGAAAUAGUGGCGACGAGUUUAUCGUUAGACAGUAAAUUAUAUAGGUAUAAGUAAACUUUACUGAGUCGCGAUUUCUGCGAUACAAGACGAUAAGAUUAAACGAAGUUAAGAAAUAAAAGAUGGAUGAGAGUCGUAUGAACGAUGCAGGGAUAGAAACGACGUAAGAUAACGAUGUAUAAAACGAUAUAAAGUGAUGGAAUUUCCCAUUCGUGUCUCUUUAAUAAAACUCCGUCGUGGACACGAUGCAAUUUGCUGUCAAGUUUUAGGGUACAUAAGAAAAUAGAGGUUAUAUAAUAUAUAUAUAUCUAUUAUUGUACGUAAAACACGCAGAAGCAGUACGUUUAAGAUUCGAAUCGUGCGCAUACAUAAGAAACACUGUAUUAUAAAAAUAUCGUAAUAAGAGUGACCGUUUCGCGAAUAACAAGUUUUUUUUGGAGGAGGACCGAUCGAUGAAAAAGAAAAGCGGAUCUAGGCGAAAGAAAGGGAAAAAAGAUAAGAUCCGCAAGCAAUUGUAUAUAAAUGCGUGAAGCGAGAUUCGAUCGUGCGAGCCAUGGCGAGCACGUGAAAGAGAAUAUUUUGUUAUGUAAAAAAAAAAAAAAAAACGACUGAGAUGAAGCAGAAGAAGGCAGGUUCAUUUUUGGGAUACAAUAUGGCUGCAGCAUAUUUUCGAACGCACGUUUCGAGUUAUCGUCUGAUCGAUAUACAUAUGAAUCUUUUUUGCGGCCUCAAGCUUGUAGAGAAGAAUAAAGCGAUGAAGACGAAGAAUAAGAAGAAGAAGAAGAAUGGUAGGAAAGAAGAAUGGUGGCAACAAGAAGCAAAAUGAACGGCGUCGUUACGCGCAGGAACGAGAUUUCUUUAUCAUUCCAACAGAUGGACUUAUAACUUGGUCACUUUCAUAUUUAAAAAGUAAGGAGAAUCAUAAAGAAAAGUACAUUCCGGUUCACAAUAAAUCGCCGAUUUUUCUCAAAAUGGCGUGUACGAUUUACCAACAAAUCAUCCGCACCAUGGUACAUAUUAUACCGAAGAGGAGAGAGAAUCUCGACUGGACGCAACUCCUGUCGAAUUUUUAUUUCUUCGAACGAAUGAAAGUAGAAGAUGAAGAUCGAGAGAGGACCAAGAAGAAACAAGGAAUAAAUAAAAUCGAGGCAAGGGGAUAACGGGAAACUUAACGAUUGCGCGAUCGACCAGAAUAGAUAAGGAUUAUCGAUUGGCCACCUUUCGACGCGCAUCCCGUUGUUUCCUUGGCGAAACAAUCGUCUCGUGUUUGCGCGUCCGCCGUGAAAACCAGGGCUGUUAUUUGUAAUGAAGAAACAGAAGAAGAAGAAGAAGAAGAAAUCAGAAUAUUACGUACACGAGAGGCAGGUUCUCGUGCGGGUAAAGAAAAGACUCGAAAUUUUUUCGAUGAUAUAAUAAAUAAUUAAUAAUCGUCCACUAUGAGGUUCGACAGAGGAACAAUUAUUUUUUGCCGUUUUUUCUCCUAUCAGAGAAAGAAACAUCUCGAGGUUUCAUUGCUAGAGCGAUGGACCAGCUACGACACAGUGAGAUGAUUAUUGUGAACGGCGAUGAUGAUAAUAUAAUGAUGAUCCUCCAGGAAAGCUAAGAGAAACCGAAACAGAUAGCCAGUAAGUACUUGGAGAACGAUAUGGCGAAGGAAUAUAUAUCCAAGUCGUACCUAAAGCGUAAUCAUUUAUAUAUCGUAGUUUUGGUACUGUUAUUCGAGUACGUAUACACGCGUUUUUUUUUCGAAGAAAGUGUUGUAGACGCGUGACCAAUGGAAGAGGAGGAGGAGGAGGAAGAGGAAGUACGAAGAUGAUACAAAAGCAAAAGGUUGUCGACUAUAAUAAAAUGAUAGAGAGAAGAAGAAGAAGAAGAAGGAGAAGAAGGAGCGUAGGUAGCAGCAUUAUGAAAUGGAAGAUUAAUCACGAGUAAAAGGGGAAGUAUAAUAAUGUCUUUCAAGAUUGAUUAUUAUUGAUGAAGAAGAAGCGAGAAAGUGGAUUUGAAUGAGAUUGCAGCGAAUGUAAGAGGAUUUCUAAAAAACCAUCAGAAAAAAUGUCUUUUUGAGAACAAAAAGCGCCAAAAAAAUCAAUGUAUACAACCAGUGAAGAGUAUGCGUGAGAAACAGUGCGAGUGGAAAGAAUGAUUGAAGAUAAAAGUAAGGAAGAAGUAUCAACGUAAGGCAAGUUUGCAGAAGAUAGUAAUGAAUGCAGAUGAUAUCAAGAGACAAAGCAAAAUGUACACGUAGAAUUGAAAGUGUUGGUGUGCAAUAGUCGUCGAGGAAGGUCAAGAUCAAGCCGAGAAGACUUAAAAACAGAAGAAGAAAAAGAAAAAGAAAAAGAUUCUUGAAUCCUCUUCCGUCUAGAGACAAGGAUUUGAUGUGAGGAUCUUUUUUGUAGAAAGUUUUGAAGCAGAAACUUCUGAGGGGAUUUGUGAGAUAAAAGUCAGAAUUGACUUUAUUUGAAAAGUAUUUCAAUACAGCACAAAUACAGGCACACACACUACACACACAGAAGCAUACAUACAUAUACAUGAAUAUAGUUCAUUCAUAUACACACAUAUGUACAUAAAGAAGAAAAUGAAAGAAGCAGAACUAAGGGUUUAACGUCAGAAGAAAUGCGCGCUUAUGUGAGUCACGUGUGUAAAAUUCGAAUUGAAUGAACACUGGACGCACAUUUAUUACUACCACCGCUACUAUCUGUAUAUCACGCGGUAUAUGUUAAUGAGAGUAAACGCAAAAGUGCGAGAACCUUCGAGAGAAUGAAUGUGAAAAUACAUUGAAAUGAACGAGGAAAAAAGCUGAUAAAUGACGGAACGCCUGAAAAUUUUCUCAGUAACCGAAAACCUAUAUACUGUUUUACCAGACUUCAGAAGACGAAUAUAUAUAUACACACGUGUAUACAGAAACAUGCCACAAAUUGAAGCUUCUUUGAUCUCCAUCUAUGGUAUGAAUGGAUCUGCUCCUUCGAAAAAAAAAAAAAAUCAGAAGAACAAAAAUAGAGCAACAAGAGAAAAUUUUUAACGUUUCCUGGUAUCGUAGACAAUCCUGUCUUUUUUUCCACCUAUUCUUUUCUUUUCUAUUUUUUCCCCUUAAUUUCUUUCGCUUUCAUCGUCCUUUCCUUUUGAUAAUGACGAAGAACUACCGGCCGAAAGUGUAUGCAGCAAAGAAGUGCUCAGCUUUGUUCUCCAAUACUCUUCGACGAUAAUAUUACUAAUCCCGUUUCUACCUUAUACUAUACUUUACACACAUUGCGCAUAUCCCGUCCACAUUUCCUCUUUAUUAUUCUUUUUUCUUUAGGGCCCUUUUCAGGGCCCGCAAACGUUUCAUUCAUGGAGUAACAAUUUCUCGGAUAAACUAAACAUCGACAAACAAUCCGUCCUUUUCAGGACGAAAAUUUAAGAAAGUCCUUUUUAGGAGGAACAUUUAAAACCGUUCUUUUUAGAACGAAAAUUAAAAACCGUUCUUUUCAGAACGAAAGUUAAAAACCGUUCUUUUCAGGACAAAAAUGCCAUACUUUUCAGGAAAAACCCUUAAAAAUAUGGAUGAAAACAUUUGAAUUAUUAGCAGCUUGUUUUUCAUUUUAUUGCAACGUUGUUGGAUUUUACUUGGAUUUAUAACUGUGUUGGGUAUGUAUAUUCCAUUAACAUAAUGUUUGUAGAUUAAUUAUGUUUUAAUUAUAGCAUCCGGUAAAGUAUUGUUCAACGUAUUUGCAUAAAUAUCGAAGAAGGUCAUGGAAGAGAUCCGCUAUAGAACGUUCAGGAAGUUUAAGUGUGUCACGUUUCAAUAGAAAAGCAAAUAAGUUUUACGAUUUCUUUGGUUUCUUCAUCAUACAUUUCAUUAUGAAAUAAAUGUGUUGAAAUAAUCCUUAAACGCUUUACUACUUCUCAACAGAGAGUUAUAUACUUAUUUAUAUGAUUCAUCUUCUUUGAAAAUUAGUCAUAAGACGUAUCUCUUUACGUGAUAUGCAAUAGGAAUGAAAUAGUACAAAUUCAUAUCUAAAUGUAAGAUCUAGCAGUUUUAAAUUUAUUAUUGUGCAUUUCGCUAUAUCUCGAUGACUCACCAAAGAUUAAUCAUGGCCUGAACAAUUGCAAUGAGUGCUUAAUAGAGAUUUCAUAAUUUAAAUUUGUUGUGCAUAUGUAAAAUACGAAAGAAUUAUAAGUCAUUUUAUAAACAAGACGUCUUAAAAAUAAGAAAAUUGAUUCCGAUAUAAUUUUCAGGUACAAAUCAAGUUUGUUCUACUUUUCUGUGUGACAUUCUUUCUAUUUAUCUAAUUCCUCACUACUAUGAAGCUGACAAGAAUUUAAAUGAAAUAAGAUUGCCCAUUGAAGAUGCAGGCAAGAAGAAUUAUAUUUGUUUAUAUUUAUUUAGCCGAAUUGAUGUUUCUUUCUUUGUAGUGAAACAUGAUUAUUUUUUAUUUUCUUCACUUAAUUUUUUUUUAUGGCAUACUCUUUGUCCUAUGUCAGUUAUUUUCAAAUCUGAUUCUGUAUACAUACUUUGAAUUUACCUACCAAAAUGAAAGAUUGUUAUGUUAUGCAUGGAAAUUCAUGUCUUAUUUUUCCAUAUGAAAGAUACAAAUAAGAAGAUUUAUACGAUUACGCACAGUUUGCACUUGUUGUCUUGACUUAGUCAUGUUGACUUAGGCGGGUUUUGAAAUUUCAUGGUUACAGGUAGUUGUGACGUCAGAUAUUUGGAUGAAUCAGCAAGAUAAACGGUAACGGAAUUUAAAGGAAACGCGUAAAUAACUAUGAAAUAAUUUGUCGAGCGAAUUCAAGUAUUUAUUUGGUUGUUGUAUAGUAUUAAUAAAUAUAUGUUUAUAUAA